AUGAAGUUGUCGCCGUUACUCGGGCUGUUCUGCGCCGCCGGCCAUGCGCAGGCCAGAGCCGUCUUUGCCCACUUCAUGCCAGAAAAGGUAGCCAACGCCGCCAACUUCACGCAAGAUACAUGGGCCAACGACAUCAAAAUCGCGCAGGAAGCGCACAUCGACGCCUUCGCCCUGAACAUCGGCUACGGGCUGCACAACUACCUCGACCUCCUCAACGAUGCCUUCACCGUGGCCCACCGCCAUAACUUCAGCAUGUUCCUCUCCUUCGACAUGGGCCAGGACCCCAAGUGGCCCGCCAACGAGAUCAUCCAUGUCAUCGACAACUAUGUCACCGGCACCGCCUACUACCGCCACCGCGGCGACAAACCCCUCGUCUCGACCUUCGAGGGCGGUCAGAACGCCAGCCUCUGGCGCAACGUACGCAACAACACACAGUCCGAGUUCUUCUUCCUGCCGGACUGGACGUCGCUGGGCAUCAAAGCCGCCGCGGCCUCACCCGUCAUCGACGGCCUCAUGAGCUGGACCGCCUGGCCGGCCGGCGCCCACGCCAUGAACACCUCCGUCGACGAGGCCUACGUCGAUGCCCUCGCCGGCCGGCCGUACAUCAUGCCCGUCUCGCCGUGGUUCUACACCAACCUGCCCAAGUUCAAGAAGAACUGGGCCUGGCGCGGCGACGAGCUCUGGUACAACCGCUGGCAGCAGGUGCUGGACAUCGACCCGGAGUACGUCGAGAUCAUCACGUGGAACGACUACGGCGAGUCACACUACAUCGGCCCCAUGCAUGAGGAUGACCUGGGGAUCUUCAGCAUUGGCCACGCGCCGUUCAAUUACGCCGAGGACAUGCCGCAUGACGGCUGGCGGGCGUUUCUGCCGUAUAUGAUUGACCUGUAUAAGAGUGGGGGCGAGGAUGCGAGCUUGGAGAGUGAGGGGGUUGUCGCGUGGUAUCGUGUGAACCCUGGCUCGGCGUGUUCGAGCGGGAACACCACUGCCGGCGAUGAGUCCGGGAAGGGGAAAACUGCGUCGAGCCCCGAGACGAUCUUCCAGGACCACAUCUUCUACACGGCGCUGCUGGAGUCACCGGCAGAUGUGAGGGUGAGUAUCGGGGGCAAGGAGACGAAGGGGAGCUGGACGGAUACCCCCGAUGAAGAUGAAGGGAUGUAUUACGGGAGUGUGCCCCUGGACGGCGAGACGGGUGAAGUCAUCGUCACCAUCUCGCGAUCUGACAAGACGAUCGCGGAGAUGAAGGGCAAGUCGAUCACGACCGACUGCAAGGCGAACGGGGGCUUCAACAACUGGAAUGCAUGGGUGGGGAGUGCGAUGGCGGAGGACAAGACUUCCGGCAAUUCCUCGGAUUCCUCUCCCAAGAAAUCGAGUAGCCCGUCGACGUCGAGACCGACAAUGGCCUUGUUGCUGGGGAUGGUGCUGUGGGCAUGGUUGUAA
Molecule: messenger RNA, 1440 nt
Organism: Aspergillus clavatus NRRL 1
Lineage: Eukaryota; Fungi; Ascomycota; Eurotiomycetes; Eurotiales; Aspergillaceae
Product: glycoside hydrolase family 71 protein
Exons: 2
Coding region: 1-1440 (479 amino acids)
Biological process (GO): mating projection tip cell wall disassembly
Molecular function (GO): glucan endo-1,3-alpha-glucosidase activity
Source: RefSeq, a predicted model, not a curated record